UUUCUCACCUCGACUCCUAAUACCAGUCGCUCGACGUCUCUCAAGCAUUGACCUCUCCGUUAAUCGUUUGGUUCACACCAUUUCAUAUGUUGUCUGUAUGCCCAACAUGCGGCUUUCUCGACCUCUGUGAUCAGAAGAGUGAUCGUAAUCAUGAUUUUCUAAAUAUCGUGCCCAAUUACCCUGUCCCGUUGUCGUCUGCUGAUCGUCAAUGGUUACAUGCGGACAUCAUCGACCUAGAGAACGACAUUGCAAUCCUCGAGCAUCAAAUCCAACGUUUGGGAGCAUCUCUCUCCAGCCUCCGUCAAGCACGGAAGAGGAAAGAAUCCCAGAUAGAAAGUCGGAAGUCACGCAUGGCGCCAGUAUGGUCUCUGCCUGCGGAGAUAAUUGCCGAAAUCAUUACUCUCACAGCGAGUGAUGACAACAGUGAUAGCCUAGACACCCGACAUAGCAUGCCUUGGGUUUUGAGCCAUGUGUGUCAUCUUUGGCGAAACGUUGCUUUGUCCACUUCGGCGCCUUGGUCGCGGUUAUACAUCGAUGAUACGAGAGGUCGGGACUAUCCUUUCGCCCCAGAGCUUCUCCAAACAUAUCUUGAUCGUUCGAAGGAAAUCCCGUUAUCCGUUACUAUCAAUUCUUCUAACAAUAUCGAUGACAUUCGCGAGCGCCUCACUCCCCAUCAGUCCCGGCUGCAUACGCUAGAGCUGAACCUCUGCCUUCCAGGAUUGAAGGCCCUGUCCGUGCUGGUGGCGAACUUUCCAAAACUGACUAUACUCCGUCUGUCAGUUGAGGGCACGAACAUAGGCCCUUGCGCGCCCUGUCGACGCGUUUCUUCAUGCACACCUCUUGAAGGACGUGUAUCUCGAAGGAAUUGGGAUAUCUCACGUUGGGGUGCCGUUGAAGCAGUUGAUGAGGUUCACUGGAGACAUUUUUCGCGUCGAAGACUAUUUUGCUCUUCAAAGACGGUUUAGAGCUUGCCGAGGUGGAGCUUUGGAUGCGGUGUCCGAUGGAGCUCUCGCAUUUCCCACUACCAUCCAGCGGACCGUUAUGGCAUACCCGACUUUCUCGGCUGUCGUUGUACACGGACAUCCCGUGCUUGAGAUUUAUCCGUCUUCCGGCGUUGCAGCAUUUCAGGAUCGAAAAGAGGAAGGACAACACUGAAGUCACUUCUUUUGAGAUGAGCUCGGAUAUCGAUGUUUUCCUCCGAGAGUCUCAAUGCCCGCUGGAAACUCUUCUACUUGAGGUCCCGCCUCUUCAUUAUACAUCCUUAUCAUCGAUACUGGAAGCAUGCGCAACUACGCUGACUACGUUGUCCCUUCGAGUGGACGUGGUUGGAGCCAGAGAUGUAUAUAAUGCUCUGGCUUUUGAUGGAGUAACUUGCCUCGCUCCAAGAGUUGAUAAUUUAGCUCUUCGAGACGAUAGUUUCUCCUUCGAAGGGAAGGGAGAGGGGGAAGGUAUUGAUUGGUCGUU
Messenger RNA from Desarmillaria tabescens, 1464 nucleotides. RefSeq lists its product as uncharacterized. The transcript is spliced from 3 exons. The record is from RefSeq and is a predicted model, not a curated record. The coding region runs from base 87 to 965 and encodes 292 amino acids. Lineage: Eukaryota; Fungi; Basidiomycota; Agaricomycetes; Agaricales; Physalacriaceae.